This is a messenger RNA of Lotus japonicus, 1468 nucleotides long. RefSeq names its product repetitive proline-rich cell wall protein 2. Bases 17 to 1237 code for a protein of 406 amino acids. The transcript has a single exon. NCBI's taxonomy places the organism in Eukaryota, Viridiplantae, Streptophyta, Magnoliopsida, Fabales, Fabaceae. The record is from RefSeq and is a predicted model, not a curated record. Gene Ontology annotation, molecular function: structural constituent of cell wall. Gene Ontology annotation, cellular component: extracellular region.
UUUUACUCCAACUCAAAUGAGUGACAUGGCUACCUUACGCUCUCUAGUGCUGCUCCUUGUAGCUCUGGCUCUCACCCCUCAAGGGUUUGCCAACUAUGAGAAACCCCCUGAGUAUACUCCUCCUAUUUACAAGCCCCCAGUUGAGAAACCACCCGUCUACAAACCCCCGGUCGAAAAGCCACCGGUGUACAAGCCCCCAGUGGAGAAACCACCAGUGUACAAACCCCCAGUAGAGAAGCCUCCAGUGUACAAACCUCCUGUUGAGAAACCCCCAGUGUACAAGCCCCCAGUUGAGAAGCCCCCAGUUUACAAACCUCCGGUAGAGAAGCCACCAGUGUACAAACCCCCGGUUGAGAAGCCCCCAGUUUACAAACCUCCGGUGGAGAAGCCACCAGUGUACAAGCCCCCAGUUGAGAAACCCCCAGUUUACAAGCCCCCGGUAGAGAAGCCCCCAGUUUACAAGCCCCCAGUUGAGAAACCACCAGUGUACAAGCCCCCAGUAGAGAAGCCACCGGUGUACAAGCCUCCAGUUGAGAAGCCACCCGUGUACAAGCCCCCAGUUGAGAAGCCACCUGUUUACAAACCUCCGGUGGAGAAGCCACCAGUGUACAAGCCCCCAGUUGAGAAACCCCCAGUUUACAAGCCCCCGGCGGAGAAGCCCCCAGUUUACAAGCCCCCGGUUUACAAGCCACCGGUGUACAAGCCCCCAGUUGAGAAGCCACCAGUGUACAAGCCCCCAGUUGAGAAGCCACCUGUGUACAAGCCCCCAGUUGAGAAGCCACCAGUUUACAAGCCCCCAGUUGAAAAGCCACCAGUUUACAAGCCACCAGUUGAGAAGCCACCAGUGUACAAGCCCCCCGUAGAGAAGCCACCAGUUUACAAGCCUCCAGUUGAGAAGCCACCGGUUUACAAGCCCCCAGUUUACAAGCCACCGGUGUACAAGCCCCCAGUUUACAAGCCACCAGUGUACAAGCCCCCAGUAGAGAAGCCACCGGUUUAUAAGCCCCCAGUUGAGAAACCUCCAGUUUACAAGCCUCCAGUUGAGAAGCCACCAGUUUACAAGCCUCCAGUUGAGAAGCCACCAAUUUACAAGCCCCCAGUUGAGAAGCCGCCAGUUUACAAACCACCAGUAGAGAAGCCACCAGUAUACAAGCCUCCUGUUGAGAAUCCUCCAUAUGGGAAGCCACCAUAUGGUGGUCACCCAGGGUACCCUCCUGCAGGAAACACUCAUUUCUAAAACGCAUAGCUUCUAUAUUCAGUUUCUGCUAAAUAAGAGUUGAGUUAGCCUUGAUACGGUCAAUAAUGCAGUUUACAUGUGCUGGCAAUGAUUACUUUUGGCUACUCAUUUCAAACCUUUAUUUACAAUGCUAUGGCCAAGAAAAGAUUGUAUGAAUGUAAAAUGGAAAAACAGAAUUUGGUGCUUUGAUUGUACUCCAAAUUAUGAAUGAAAGAAUUUUAUGAUUUUGUA